CCAGCGUCCAGCCUUAGUGGAUAUGCGUAUGUCCAGCUCCCUAAGGACCCACUCAGGACAGCUAAGGUGCACACAAGUCCAGGGGCUUCCCCGUGCUCCGCCCCCCUCCCCCCCCACCCCGGUAGCAGGCUGGAGGGCCCAGACCAUGCGGGGUAGUGGGAGAAAUGGAAAGAAAUGGGACAGGGAACAGGAGACAAGAGCCCAUGGUGGGAGUCAAAGAGCUGGAAGAGUUUUGGAAAUGGGGGUCUGGGGGUAGAGUUGAUCAAGGGGCGAGUUACUCAGCGGGACAGGUGGGAGGCACGAGGCCCUGGCAGCUCUGUUUUCUUGGCCGGGCUUGGGGAGGAAGGCGGGUAGCCGUCAGGCGCCUAAGGGCCCGCCCUGGACCUCCCCACCGAGGGAGGUGUCAGGCCCCCAGGGACCCGGCCCCCGAGCAUCACGGACGCGCUGGAGGCCGGUGGGCGGUCGCCGUAGUCGCCCUCCCACCACCUCGCUCAGGUUUCUCCGGCCUGGGGCAAGAGACCUGUGGCCCGCGCGGGAACGCACUGUCCACCCUCAGGCCUGGGACUGGGCCGGCGAGCGAACGCUACCAAGAGGCUGCGGCUCCCGGCCCCGCGGCCGGACCUGGCGCCUCCCCUGCGACCGCGGCCGGAGCCUGGAGGUGGGGUCAGAGUCAGAGCCCGGGGCUCUGAUGUCACCGCGCGGCCGCGAGGGCCCAGGAGCGCGUCUCGCCUGGAGCCUCAGGACCCACGCAGCCAGCCAGCCUCAGCAUUCAUCUGCGCAGCCAUGGAGGCCCUGGGACCUGGCGGCGACCGCGCCUCCCCGGCCUCGUCCACUAGCGGCCUGGACCUGCGGCAUCUGUCCAUGCGCGCGGACUCGGCCUACAGCUCUUUCUCCGCAGCCUCCGGCGGCCCUGAGCCACGCACGCAGUCGCCGGGGACAGACCUCCUUCCUUACCUAGACUGGGACUACGUGCGCGUGGUUUGGGGCGGCCCGGGCCCCGCCCCACCCGACGCUGCCCUUUGCACGUCCCCGCGGCCCCGGCCCGCGGUCGCCGCCCGCAGUGGGCCGCAGCCACCAGAGGUCCCGGGGACCCCGGGGCCACUGAACAGGCAUGCCACCCCGCUGCUGUACGCGCUGGCGGCCGAGGCGGAGGCCGCCGCGCGGGCUGCCGAGCCGCCCAGCCCGCCGGCCUCGAGGGCCGCCUACCGCCAGCGGCUGCAGGGCGCGCAGCGGCGAGUGCUCCGGGAGACGUCGUUCCAGCGCAAGGAGCUUCGCAUGAGCCUGCCCGCCCGUCUGCGGCCCACUGUCCCAGCGCGGCCCCCGGCGACUCACCCGCGCUCCGCCUCGCUCAGCCACCCGGGUGGGGAGGGGGAGCCGGCGCGCUCCCGGGCUCCCGCGCCAGGAACUGCCGGCCGGGGUCCCCUCGCCAACCAGCAGCGGAAAUGGUGCUUCUCGGAGCCAGGAAAGCUGGAUCUUGUGGGUCGGGGCGGUGGGCCGGCGGGGGAAUGCCUGGGUGAGGCCUGUUCCAGCUCUGGCCUCCUUGGGCCCGAGCCCUUGGAGUUCCAGCAUCCGGCGCUGGCUAAGUUUGAAGAUCACCAGGUCGGAUGGCUGCCCGAGAUGCAGCCCAAAGGCUCCAUGAACCUGGACUCCGGGUCCUUGAAGCUCGGUGAUGCCUUCAGGCCCACCAGUCGGAGUCAGAGCGCUUCAGGCGAAGUGUUGGGUUCCUGGGGAGGAUCAGGAGGGACCACACCCAUUGUCCAGGCUGUUCCCCAAGGAGCAGAAACCCCCAGACCAUUGUUUCAGACCAAACUUUCCAGUGUCCAUGCCUCUGACCAGCAGUAUGGAACUGGCUUAGGCCAAAGAACUGGCCAGGCUACAGUCCCCCCAGAGUACCCGCUCCAUGAGUGUCCAGGAACUGCAGGGGCAGAUGACUGCUGGCAGGGGGUGAAUGGUUCUGUAGGUAUUUCCAGGCCCACAAGCCACACCCCCACUGGGACUGCAAAUGAUAACAUCCUAACUAUUGACCCCACUGGACUGACCACCAAUUCCCCCACAGCUGCAGAGACUGACCUCCUCAAACCUCUCCCAGUUGAUGCCUUGGGACUUUCAGGCAAUGAUAUUCCAGGUCCCCCUCACAAUACUGCCCUAGCCAGGGGCACUGGCCAACCUGGUUCCAGGCCCACAUGGCCCAGUCAGUGCCUCGAGGAGCUGGUUCAGGAGCUGGCCAGAUUAGAUCCCUCUCUACGUGACCCUCUUGCUUCCCAGCCCAGCCCAGAGCCACCCCUGGGCCUGCUGGAUGGACUGAUUCCUUUAGCGGAGGUCCGGGCUGCAAUGCGGCCUGCCUGUGGGGAGGCUGGAGAGGAGGCCGCCAGUACUUUUGAGCCAGGGUCCUAUCAGUUCAGCUUCACCCAGCUCCUGCCAGCUCCUCAGGAGGAGACAAGGCUUGAAAACCCUGCCACCCACCCUGUGCUUGACCAGCCAUGUGACCAGGGGCUCCCUGCACCAAAUAACAGCAUCCAGGGCAAGAAAGUGGAGCUGGCCACCCUCCUCCAAAAGAUGCUUCAGGACCUUCACACGGAGCAGGAGCGGCUGCAGGGGGAGGCACAAGCGUGGGCCAGGCGCCAAGCGGCUCUGGAGGCUGCAGUGCGCCAGGCCUGUGCCCCUCGGGAGCUGGAGCGGUUCAGCAGGUUCAUGGCCGACCUAGAGCGCGUGCUUGGCCUUCUGCUGCUGCUGGGCAGUCGCCUGGCGCGCGUGCGCCGCGCCCUGGCCCAGGCGGCCUCAGACAGCGACCCUGAUGAGCAGGCCUCCCUGCUGCAGCGACUCCGGCUCCUGCAGCGGCAGGAGGAGGACGCCAAGGAGCUGAAGGAGCACGUGGCGCGGCGCGAGCGGGCCUUGCGGGAGGUGCUGGUGCGAGCACUACCGGUGGAGGAGCUGCGCGUCUAUUGCGCCCUGCUAGCGGGCAAGGCCGCCGUCCUGGCCCAGCAGCGCAGCCUGGACGAGCGCAUCCGCCUCCUUCAGGACCAACUGGACGCCAUCAGGGACGACCUUGGCCAUCAUCCCCCGUCUCCCAGCCCGGCGCGGCCCCCAGGGACCUGUCCUCCAGUUCAGCCGCCCUUCCCUCUUCUCCUUACAUAGUAAUAGGUGGAGAGGGUGGGGUGCACCGCCCCUACCUCUCACCCACGUGAGUGGGGUGAUGCUGAUUUAGUCUCUGCUUUUCCCUUGAGGGAUUGGGGAGGACCCAGGGCAGGCCUCUCUAAGAUACUCCUCCAGCCGGGCGCGGUGGCUCACGCCUGUAAUCCCAGCACUUUGGGAGGCGAGGAGGGCAGAUCACAAGGUCAGGAGAUCGAGACCAUCCUGGCUAACACGGUGAAACCCCGUCUCUACUAAGAAUAUAAAAAAUUAGCCGGGCGUGGUGGUGGGCGCCUGUAGUCCCAGCUACUCGGGAGGCUGAGGCAGGAGAAUGGCGUGAACCUGGGAGGUGGAGCUUGCAGUGAGCGGAGAUCGCGCCACUGCACUCCAGCCUGGGCGACAGAGCGAGACUCCGUCUCAAAAAAAAAACCAAAAACCAAAACCAAAAAACAAACAUUCCUCCACAGUGUUCUCAUGUGGCCUCACCCACGUCUUGUGGAUUAUUUGGUAAUUAAUUUAUGGAUCUUAGAAACUGUAGUAUUCCCCCAUUUUGUGAUGAGAGUGUGGGGCUGGCAGGGGUUGGUUGGAAGGAGGAGAGAAGACAGAGGAGCACUUAAGGUGCAAAGCAGCCUAUUUUUUCUUCAAUAAAAAUUGUUAAGAGAA
Messenger RNA from Symphalangus syndactylus (siamang), 3792 nucleotides. It is a transcript of the gene SHROOM1, whose product is annotated as shroom family member 1. Gene Ontology annotation, biological process: cell morphogenesis; actin filament bundle assembly. NCBI's taxonomy places the organism in Eukaryota, Metazoa, Chordata, Mammalia, Primates, Hylobatidae. Gene Ontology annotation, molecular function: actin filament binding. The record is from RefSeq and is a predicted model, not a curated record. Gene Ontology annotation, cellular component: apical plasma membrane; apical junction complex; adherens junction.